CGGCGCGAGAAGCAACAUUCGCUGUUUUUACUUAAUCUCUGUGUAAACGGGACCGUGUUGUGUAUCAUAAUAUCGGCCAGGCGGACUUGUUUUCGGAAGAUUGAUUGGAAUGAAAACACGAAGUGUUGAAAUAACAGCGGCGAUGUUUUCGUUUUAGGAAGAGCGCGGCACCGCGGUGCGUACACCGUGUUGUUUGUUGUUCGGCGAGUGUAUUCUGCAGGUCUACCAUGCACACCAUUUUCACGGAGCACCAUCAUCAGUCCGCGUACAACCGCUACGGGGGUGGAUACCACCCCGGCGCAGUCUCGGCCGCCGCCAGUCCGUACUACGACCAGUACUCUAGGUACGGUUACGCGACAUGGCCUCAACAGCAUCCAUUGAGCACCGCCAAGGAUAUGGUGAAACCGCCAUACUCCUACAUCGCUCUUAUCGCCAUGGCCAUCCAAAACGCGCAGGAUAAAAAGAUUACGCUCAACGGCAUCUACCAGUUCAUCAUGGAGAGGUUUCCUUACUAUCGGGAAAACAAGCAGGGCUGGCAAAAUUCGAUAAGGCACAACUUGAGCCUCAACGAGUGCUUUGUUAAGGUGCCGCGAGACGACAAGAAGCCCGGCAAAGGAAGUUACUGGACGCUAGAUCCUGACUCUUACAACAUGUUCGACAACGGUUCCUACUUGAGGCGUAGGAGGAGAUUCAAGAAAAAAGACGCGUUACGGGAAAAAGAGGAGGCUUUGAAACGGCAACAGUUGCAGUCCGGCGACUCCCCGAAGCGAGAUGUCCUCGACAAACAACCCCAACAACAGCCGCCCCAACAGACACAUGUGCAACACCUGGACGAUUCUACGAAACCGCCGCCGGCGAAACAACCGAAACGAGAACCACUGUCCACGUCAGAACUGUCGCAUUGCAUGAAGUACUCCGGAGGAACCGACCUGAAGUACUCCGGAAGCACCGACCUAAAGUACUCCGCGAGUGCUCCCGACCUGAAGUAUUCUGGCAGCGGCACCGGCUCAGAGACGAAAUCGGUGAUUGUGCAUCAACACCAAGAUCACCACCUGAUGAACGACGUAGCAGCUCAGCUUCAAGCGGUUGAUUCUGUGGCAGCUGCAGCUGCUUUUUCGGUGGAUAACCUGAUGACUGCAGCCGCCGCCGCGGCUAGCAGGGAACAGCAGAUUGGAUAUGGUGGUACGACUAGGUUGCAUUCGUCAGGAGGAAUGUACUCGUACUGCCCGUCCACAGUCAGCGCCGCCCCCCAGCACCAUCAUCACCACCCCUCUCCGACGGCCGCGACCGCCUCGACGCACCCCCACCACCCGCAAUACCACCAUCCCGCUUCGCCGGCCACGCCCACCGCCCCUCUCCCCGAAGACUCCGCCCCUCCGCGAUACGCGGCGGCCGCCUGGUACGGCGCGGACACGCCCUCGCCCGACGGAAGUUCCGCCUAUCGCGAUCUGCUGUUCGACGGCACGGCUCCGCCUUCCUGCCAAUUGGCGACGCCCUUUCGCCACGCCUACUAUCAUCACCAAGCUGCCGCUGCGGCAGCCGCUGUCGACUGUCAGAAGUACUGAUACGGGGCCGCCUACUGCGACGGGGUGAACGUCAAGACUGAGUGGUGAGAGGGAAUGAUGUCGGCGCGAGGACUGAGUGCGUGGAAGGGUUACGUCAUCGAAGGUUGGCAAAGAAGAGGUUAAAGGAGUGUCUUUGAGCGAAAUCGUUUACGAGUACCAGGAUUGCGAUAAAGUUAGUGCAAAGAGUGUGUGUACAGUGUCAGUGUAUGGAGAACAAGCCAUUGUAAGUACUAGGUUAAGGAUAGGAUGUACUUGAUAGUGAAUAUGUCGUUCGAAAUCUUUGCAGCAAGCUUUGGACUAUCAAGACUAUUUUGUGCUGUGACAAAGGUAUAUUUCAGAAAUAUAGGCCACUGAAUAACACCACUGGACGACGGUUUUUUAAUAGAUUCUGAACAAGACCGUUUAAACCAACGUUUAUCGAUUGUUAUACCGAUUCCGGUAUACUGAUUUCGCUGUUUUGAGAAUACGUUACUUUCGAUAAUAUAUUCUGAUCAGUCGCACUCCUGCCCAUGGGCGGACUUAGAGGGGCGGGGCGAUUUCCCAGUGGUACUUGACUCAUAUUUAAUUUCUAGGAUAACUGAAUAUUUCUUACAGUAUUUGCAUUAGAAAAAAACGGUGAAAGCACUAUCGGCCAUGACGUGACAACAUACAAAUUGUAAACAAAGAAACGUCAUCCGUAUGUCACUCGUGGAUCAACAUUGUCUUAUACUUCUAUAUUUGAAAGUCUUAAAUAAUUUUGGUAUCUUUGAACGAGUGUGUUUUUGAGAGAAAUCCUAGUAGUAUAUUCCGAAUAAACUCUUUUAAAAGCAAAACAUUCUUGAAAUAAUAGUCCAGGGGAAAGUCCCUCGAUUUUUUAGAACCAAAUUAAUUUUUUCGAAAUACUCUACUCCAACACUCAAACUCUUCAUAAAAUUCUCAUGUUUAACAGGAAUAAUAGAGAAUUCAUACCUUUGGUACAUACGUAUACAUUGUCUAUAUGUAUUAUAGAUGAUAUAAUACGUAAUAGAGCAAUAGUUGUGAAAAAUAGUAUCUAUUUUGAAGACAAAAAAUGACUUUCUUUUUAGGCAAUGGUAGAAAUGUUUGUCAAUACUCGGAUUGUAGAUGAUAAGGUUAAUUUCUCUUGUGAUAAUAAUUAUAUAGUUCGAUGUAUAAAUAGGCAGAAUAUGCUCCUAGCUGCUCCGUAUGUCCAGCUUUACAUUAUACAGGGUGUCUCAAAUGAGAAUCUGAUUUUGCAUAAAAUUUUAAAAGUGUUAUAUGCAUUUGCAAAUAUAGGCGGCAAGACAACAAUAAGAAAUGAAAUUAUACAGGGUUACCUGAAAGUUGAGACUUUCCUUUCCAGCGUCUGCAAAGCUAAAACAGAAGAAUUUCGCUGCCAAAACAACGUCGAAAAAACAACAAAAGAAAAAUAGCACUUUUCAAAACUUGACAGCAAAUUAAUCAUGAGUUGGCGUUGGCGAUGCACUUUUAAAUAUUAUAUAAAAAAAAUGCAGUCAUUUUUUCCUUAUUGAACACCCUGUAUUUGCCAUAAUGCUUAUGUGAAACACCUUCUUAGAUAUCUGAUUGGCUACACACUGGAAAAAUGUUUUCAUAAAGCGGUUCAAAUGUAAUAUUGAUAAAUUAUGUUUUUACAGAUUGAUAUGAUUACAUCUUUCAAACGUUAAAAUACGGCAACGCGUUUGAAUAUUUGAUUUUGUACAUAGCUCCAAUCAGCGAGCAGCGCGAUAUACAGGGUGUCCGCAAAGUUGGGGUUUUCCUUUUCAGAAACAACUAACUAAAAAAAAUAAAGGAAAAAGUACUCAUUCUCCAGUUGACGAGAAGGGCUAAGUACGUCCCUGCCCGAAAUCAUACCGCUCCAACAGAAAAUGAAAUCAGCUGAUGCGCUACCGCGCAGACGCAGAAACCACAUGGAUUGUCUUACACUUAAUGGCACAUCUUCUAACAAGGAAGGCAAAAUGUUGCGUAAAAAGUCUAGGUAUUGCAUCCCGUCCAAUCGAUUUGGGAGAAUAAAUGGUCCAAUGAGCAUACCGUUCACCAUGCCAGCCCAAACAUUCACCGAAAAUGUUUGUUGAAAAUGUGCCCGACGGACAGCGUGCGGAUUUUCUACUGACCAAACAUGAGUGUUGCGAAAGUUAUUCACCCCAUUACGCGUGAACGUAGAUUCGUCUGUCACCAAUAUGCACUUCAAAAAGUCCGGAUUAUUGUCAUGUUGAUGCACCAACCACUCACAAAACCGCACUCUUGCUGGAAAAUCGUCAGGUUGAAGGGCUUGUACACGUUGGACGUGAAACGGAUACAGCCCCUCUUCACGCAGCGUUUGCCACACUUUAGUUUUUGAUACUUGCACUUCUCUAGCCACGUCUCUAGUGCUCGUUGAGGGAUUCUCGUCUACGCGAUUACCUCUACACGCGUGACCGUUACCGUCGGUUGAAGGUUGCAUACUGACCUGACACACUGACCCCGACCCAGUUCUGCCGUCGGGUUGAGACCUUGUACCAGUCGGGGAUAUCGCGGCGGGUCGCGGCUACAGGACGGUAUUCAGAUAUUUUUGAUGUUGCAGAGCCCUUUAUCUCGGUUCCCUUAAGACAUUGGUGUAUAUGGUACUAAGAAAAAUCGCUUACGUUUUCAAGAUCUACACGUCGUGUAAAGGAAAACCCCAACUUUGCGGACACCCUGUAUAAUCGAAGAAAAAUAUUCUGGAAAGCAUUUUUCAUAUCUCAGUAUAUCCUUUUGAAACCUACAGCUUCACAUUUCUACAGAAAACGUGAUGAAUGCAUUUAGAGUUGUUCUCACUUAGCGAUAAUGAUGCAACCUGUGUGAUGUAAAUAGUUGUUUGUAAAAUAUAUAUGUACAGUAAGUGUUAAUAAUACAUUAUUUAUUUGGCAAUGAAUUGAAAAUAAACACGAUAUAUG
Acanthoscelides obtectus is the source of this 4474-nucleotide messenger RNA. The record is from the annotation of a GenBank genome assembly. NCBI's taxonomy places the organism in Eukaryota, Metazoa, Arthropoda, Insecta, Coleoptera, Chrysomelidae.